This is a messenger RNA of Exophiala xenobiotica, 267 nucleotides long. RefSeq lists its product as uncharacterized. NCBI's taxonomy places the organism in Eukaryota, Fungi, Ascomycota, Eurotiomycetes, Chaetothyriales, Herpotrichiellaceae. The transcript has 2 exons. Bases 1 to 267 code for a protein of 88 amino acids. The record is from RefSeq and is a predicted model, not a curated record.
AUGUCUUCACGCGCAAAUCAAGGCACUGCCGGUGCAACCACAACCCCUGCCACUGCCGGCCACGGCGAAGCUAAGCCUAAACUCUUUGACGAGCAGGGUGCCAUUGGCAAGCAAUUCACAGAAACUGGAGCAAUCGGUGGCACAGCCCAGAAGAUUGGCGGACCAUUGGACAAAGAGGGUAUCAUUGGCAAGCAAUUCACCACAGAAGGAAGCAUCGGAGGAUCGGUGGAAUCCAUGUUGGGCGGAAAGAACGAGAAAAGCAAUUGA